Messenger RNA from Humulus lupulus (European hop), 1659 nucleotides. RefSeq names its product kinesin-like protein KIN-1. The transcript is spliced from 15 exons. NCBI's taxonomy places the organism in Eukaryota, Viridiplantae, Streptophyta, Magnoliopsida, Rosales, Cannabaceae. The record is from RefSeq and is a predicted model, not a curated record. Bases 1 to 1452 code for a protein of 483 amino acids. Gene Ontology annotation, molecular function: ATP binding; microtubule motor activity; microtubule binding. Gene Ontology annotation, biological process: microtubule-based movement.
AUGUCGAACAUAGCAGUUUGCGCUCGAUUCAGGCCUUUAAGCUCAAAAGAGAGAAGAGAUGAUGGUGAUUCAGUCUGCGUUCAGUGCUUAGACUCGGAAACUUUCAUUUUUAAGGAUGAGAAAGAAGGAAAUUCCACUUUCACCUUCGAUAGGGUGUUCUAUGAGAAUUCUGAGCAAGCUCAGGUCUAUGAAUUUCUAGCUCUGCCUAUUGUCCAAGAUGCUGUUAAAUGCACUAAUGGGACGAUUAUCACUUAUGGACAGACAGGAGCUGGGAAGACAUACAGCAUGGAGGGCCCCGGGAUACUAGAAUCUGAUGAAGAGAAAAAAGGGUUGCUUCCACGAGUAGUUGGUGGAAUUUUUGAAUGCAUAAAAUCUUCUAAAAAUGCAAAUAUGUACUCCGUCAAGUUGUCGAUGGUAGAGAUCUACAUGGAGAGAGUAAGGGACCUCCUUGAUUUAGCAAAGGACAACAUACAGAUCAUGGAGAAUAAAGCUCAAGGAAUUUUGCUGAAUGGCAUAACCGAAAUCUCCAUUAAAGACCCCAUGGAAGCAUUGCAAAGUCUAGCUAGUGGUAUAGCUAACAGAGCUGUUGGAGAGACCCAAAUGAACAUUACCAGCAGCAGAAGUCAUUGUGUUUACAUAUUCAUUGUCCAGCAAGAAUUGAAGAAAGAUAAUCGGUCGAAAACUAGCAAGUUAGUUCUUGUGGAUUUGGCAGGCUCGGAGAAAGCAGAAAAAUCUGGAGCUGAAGGAAGAGUCCUUGAAGAAGCCAAGAGUAUCAACAAGUCCCUAUCAGCCCUUGGAAAUGUGAUAAAUGCUCUGACAUCUGGUUCAUCUGUAAAAACAAAUCACAUUCCAUAUCGCGACUCCAAACUUACCCGGAUUCUACAAGAUGCCCUUGGUGGAAAUUCCAGAACUGCGUUACUAUGUUGUUGCUCACCAAGCCCCUCAAACGCACCAGAGAGUCUCUCCACACUUCGAUUUGGAGCAAGGGCAAGUCACAUUAAGGCAUCACCGCGUGUAAAGUGCAAUGAAGACAAAUCUACUAAAAAACUUGAAGUUCCUUCUCCCACUAAAGAUGAGUCAUGUGAGAGAAUUCUACACGAGUUGCGAAAGAGACUAGACGAGGAAGAUGUAAAUCUACUGGAGGAGUUGUUCAUGUUGGAGGGAAUUUUCUUUGAUCCUAAUUCAGAAGAAGAAUUAGAGCUUGCAUUUGAGGAUGUUACUUUAAAGACAAUUGUAUCAUUGCAACAAGCAGUGGAAGAGCUAGCGUGUGAAGUUAAAGAGCUUAAAAAGGAAAAUAAGGCUCUCAAGGACGAAAUAACGAGGGCCAAAGUAUCUGAUGCCCAAUUCAAAGAGACUGGAGAAGCUUCAAGGGUUGUACCAAGGAUUUUGGGACUUUUCAAUUUCUUCUCUAUGUCCUGGUUCAAGACAUUUUUACCUCUGUCGAGGUGCUGAAACGAAAAUCAUAAAUUUUCUACAUGGUGACAUUUUCUGGGGUUAUAGCUAUUUAUAGAAUUAUGUGGAAUAAUUUGGUAAUAGUAUCAACUCUGUUUUUACAAGGAACUAGAAACCUAAAAGGCCUUGCUAAUAAUCCAAAUAGAACAAGUUUUCUUCUCCAAAAAUGUGCGUAUACUAUAAUUUUUCUUUUAAAUUAAUCGUCAU